UUUGAUAGACAAUAACAUUUUCUUUCCUUUCCUUAUCCGCUUUUUAUGUAUACAAUGAGUUUUUCUCACCCUUCCUUCGGUAAUAUAAAUGCAAUAAAAUUCAAAAUUCUCGCAAUAAAUCUGUCAUUUCCACUCAAAUGAUCGUCUAUUUUCCACAAACACACACAAAAAAGGAGCAAACUGGUAUAUCUGUAUAGCACCUGUAUUUCGGAGCCUCCAACAUUUGCAGGAUUUAUCUCCAGUUGAGCUUGCAGAUGGUUGGACAAUGGCGCGUUCUCGACGCACAGUUUUCUUGCAACUUCAUUUGGAAUGGGAGGAGAGAGGAAUAUUAAACUUCACAUUUUUAUAACAUCAACGUCAUCCAAAUUCUUAACUCCACCUGUAAAACCAAUUUUUUUUUUUUUUUUUUAAUGAGGAUGCACCUGUAAAAUCAACGUUGUAAGCCUUCUUAUUUUUAUCUAAUAACCUAUCAUAUCAUGUUAGCCUCUCUGUAUCAUAUCAAAUCUCUUUAUUCCCUCUAAUAAAAAUAAAUAAUCUAUUCAUAUUAAAUCCAUCCUUGAACGGAAAAUCAAAAAACCAAAGUAAUUCUUUACCAUUUUGAUUCAAUAAAAAUUAACCCCAAAAGAACUCAGUACAAAAAUACAUUCUCAAAACAUUUAUGGGUUCAAAUUAAUUAACUUUAUUGUUUACUCUAUCAUGGGCAGACUGGAAAUUAGAUCAGACGACAUCAAAUCAAAUUCAAUUAAAAAUGGUGACUAAAAAUUGUCGCGAUGCAAUUAUCUCCUCUGCUAAUCGCCGUCGUUAUUGUUAAUUGAUCUUUCCUUUGGAUUUUAUGACUCCAAUCGUAUUUUAUUCUUUGGAAAUGGAGUAAACUUCUACGUUGUACUAUUUAAAUAUUUCCUGUUUGAUGACCUCAGAACGUUAAUCUCCUCUACAUGUAGGAAUCCUAUGGUAAUGAGGCUAUUCUUUUCUUAAAUCUCAAAAGGAGGUUACCCUAUUUCUAUUAUUGAAGCUUAAGCAUGGCUUCCUGUCUACCUUCAUCAUAUGCUUCUCUAAUCAAGCCAUCUCUCAAGCAGGCUUUUCGUCUCGACCUCAAAGUUCAAGCUCGAAGCAAGAGAUAUGGAGUAAAAGCAAGUAACAUGGUGGAUGCAGAUAUGAGAGUUCUCAGACUGAGGAUAAAGGAGAUCAGAAGAAAGGAAAGGAUUGAGAGAUGUUGCAGAUGCAAACAUGGAUGGAAUUAUGAACCAUCUGGGUUCAAUUCGAAAAUUGUAAAAAAGGAGAAGGACUUGUUAGGAUAUUUUGAGCUUGCAGGUCUUAUAGGUGUCACUUUUGGCAUUACCUGCCUCACUGGGGCAAUUUUCCUUUCUUUGGUUUCUCUUGUAGUUCAUUUGAAUUUAUAUCAGUAACUGAAACUCGUAGUUAAAAAAUCAUUCUUUUUUAGGCAGAAU
Manihot esculenta (cassava) is the source of this 1448-nucleotide messenger RNA. RefSeq lists its product as uncharacterized. The record is from RefSeq and is a predicted model, not a curated record. The coding region runs from base 1020 to 1406 and encodes 128 amino acids. NCBI's taxonomy places the organism in Eukaryota, Viridiplantae, Streptophyta, Magnoliopsida, Malpighiales, Euphorbiaceae. The transcript is spliced from 2 exons.